Uloborus diversus is the source of this 6118-nucleotide messenger RNA. RefSeq names its product RING finger protein nhl-1-like (gene tn). Gene Ontology annotation, biological process: protein polyubiquitination; proteasome-mediated ubiquitin-dependent protein catabolic process; negative regulation of translation. The record is from RefSeq and is a predicted model, not a curated record. NCBI's taxonomy places the organism in Eukaryota, Metazoa, Arthropoda, Arachnida, Araneae, Uloboridae. Gene Ontology annotation, molecular function: metal ion binding; translation repressor activity; ubiquitin protein ligase activity.
AUGGCAUCCGCUUGGAGUCAACUAGACCAACUGCUUACGUGUGCUAUUUGUUUAGACAGAUAUCGCAAUCCAAAACUGUUGCCAUGUCAACAUACCUUCUGUAUGGAGCCGUGUUUAGAUGGCCUAAUAGAUUACGCGCGUAGGCAGAUCAAGUGCCCUGAAUGUCGCGCCGAACACCGUAUUCCAUACCAAGGAAUACAACAGUUUCCCACAAAUGUAACUUUAAUGCGGUUUCUGGAGCUCCAUAGAGACAUAACAGGAGAAGAACCUGAACCGCCGCCAUCUAUGAUGGAACGGUGUAGCGUGUGCAGUGAGAAAGCAAAUCUCGAAAAGUGCGCGCAUUGUGACAAAAAGAUUUGUCCAGAUUGCAAAGAAGCUCAUGUAGAUAUUCUUCGGAGAGAGAUAAACAGGAUUAAUAAUCAAGUGAGAAGAGGUUUGCAUCGGUUGUCAGAAGCUCUAACUCAAACUAAGAAAAAUGCCGAAAAGUUGCAAUUUAAUUGCAAUCAAGUGAAAGAAGAAAUUGAAGAUCUUGUUAAGAGAUAUUCCAAAGAUCUUAAAGUCACAGAAGAGAAAUUGAAACAUGACUUGGAAAUUUAUACUGAGAGCGAAAUGAAAACUGUAACAAAACUCAAAGAAGAUCUUGAAAUCGAAGUUACAAACAUAACUAGCAACUGUGAUUUAGUUGAUAAAUAUAUUAAUGAUGAUUACGAGUGGUCAGAUGCUGAACUUCUUGAAUACAAACAAAUUUUUCUAAAAAUGUUGGAUUUUUUGAGGACUUUUGACCCUGACAAUGCAGAUUUUUCCAGGAGAAUAAAGUUUCAGCCGCGUGCUGAUCCAGAUUCGUUGAGAAAGAAUAUUGCUGAUUUUGGAGAAUUGAAAAUUAAUGCACCCAUGAAUCCAGUCCCCUCGCAGCAGUCCUUGAUGCCUUCAAAUUCAAAUGCACUCAUGAGAAGUCAAAGUGAUCACAGGCUUGCAGCUCAGUUUGCUCGUAGAGGUGAUAAUCGAUCCUUUACAGACAUUAACCAAAGAAUAGAUUCUGAUAGAGACAGUGGAAGACCUACUUCACCACUGAUGGGUAGAGGAAGACGAGACACGGAUGGUUAUAGACGAUACAGUGAGAGAUCUAGAGACUAUGAUUACCAAGAUAGAGUGUCUAAUCGUUACAGCAGAGAAGAUACCGCGUUGAGCUCUAGGUGGCGGGAUGGUGACGAUUAUAGUCAUCGAAAUAGGUAUCCCCGUGACUACGAGGAAUACGAUUCUGAGCCCCAUCAAAGUAGAACUGUUAGAUUCGCAGACGAACAGACUCCGAAAGAAAAAAUAUUUGACCUCGAUGGUACAACAAAAGGCCCUCUUAGUGGAGUUGUGAAAUUAGUUGAUUCUGCAAAGAUCAUGGAGAGGCUACAUCAGAAUGAAGUGAAACAAAAACAACAGUUAUCUGAAAAAGAUAAGGCUAGCUCUACUCAACCAGCUACUCCCACGAUUACUCCAGCUCCACAACCUAAUCCACCACCUAAACGGCAAACAUUGCGUCAACAAAGUGAAGAUGAUAUAGAUCGGCAAAAACGGGCUAACCAACAAGCAAGUACUUCUAGUCCUUCCAGUAGUGAUUCUUCACCAAACGUGACUGCGAACCGAGACAGCAAUGCAGAAGUGACAAGAGUAACUAACACAGAAAGCAGCGAAAGUUCCUGUCCCCCUGAAGUCAGGGAAACUACAGAAAAUGCACGUAGCAGAAGGCGUCUAAGUGGCACAACCAGCUUUGACGAACCACCGAACAAUACAUUCUAUUUUUGCAGAUUCGCUCGUUCGCCGUUGGUCAAGGCUGCGUCAGUAGACGCAGGAGACGCGUCACGAAGACCCUUGGAUAAGAAAAUGCCUCCUCGAGCUGCAACACCAGUGCGUCAGGAAGUUGAAUCUGAAGCUUCUGAAGAAGAAGACGAUGAUGAACCUUUCGAAACAGCCAGUGAACCUCCAAAAACAGCGCAGUCAUCCUUCUUUAAUCGACAAAGGCGAUUACCAGACCCAGAGCCUCGACUCCUUGAGAUGCACGAAACAGAAUCUGAGGAAGAGUCGGAGUCGGAGGAAGAAGAUGAAGAAGAAACAGAACCUGCAGUAGCGAGUGGUAUACACACUGAAAGUGAAGAUGAGGAGGAGGAGGAAGAAGACGAUGAGGAAGAGGGUGAGGAUGACGAAGAGGAGGAAGAAUCAAGCAGCGGCAGUGAAAGCGAGGGAAGCGAAACGACAAAUCAGGUGCAUGACCAUGGGUCAAAAACCGUUGACUCGAGUUCAAGAAGGUCAUCUAUUCCUAAUUCUAGUGAGGCGGGAAACGUCAGAACCGAAGUAAGUCGGAACUUUCCCGAUUCUGAUGAAGAAAUGAGAGAAACGUCUAAAACAUCCGAAGAUGAUGAUGAUGAAGAUGAUGAACGAAGCAACUUCAACUCGAAAACAGUUUCAGACAUUUCUUCGCACAACAGACGGAGCUCUCCUUUAUCAUAUGAACCACAUGACCAGGGAAGUCACCGAAGUCGCAAGCGAUCAGACGACACUGAUACGACGGACAGCAGUUCCGCCAGCUCUUCAACCCAUUACCAUAGUCUCAGCAGGAAUACUACUCCACUUGUCUCACCCAACAACACAACAGAGGACAGAAUGUCAUCCGAAGGUAGUGGUAAUGAUUCAGGAACUAACAGAUUUCGACGCCGUCCAUUCCUUUCUAGAAGCAAAAGCUCUCACGAAUUGGGGCUAGGGUACGAAGCAAACGUUGGCGAUGACGAUGAGGACGAUGAUUCUACGCCACCCACCCCGACCUAUCGAUCCCGUUCUGAUUGGAGUUCAGAGGACAAUUCCAGAACUACCAGGUCAGGACUAGAUAACACGACCUCUUCGAACAGCAAUACGUGCUGGGCGAAAUAUUUAAAAAACAAGUAUGGCAGCAAUGCGGCAGGUCGCGUUGUUCCACGCAGCCGAAGUUCCCACUCUUUGUACCAGAGGAGUGACAGCGAAUCUUCUGAUGAUGAUGUUCCUUCUGGUCGUGAUCCUAUUAUUUCCAGUACUUAUGGCUUUUCAAAUCCACGGAAUACGUAUAUGCAAAAGCGGAAAAUGCUGCUUAAAAUAGGAUCCAGAGGCACUGAACCAGGAAAUUUCACUUGGCCACGAGGUGUUGCUGUAGGUCCUGAUAACUCCAUCGUUGUAGCUGACGGUAGCAAUCACAGAGUUCAGGUGUUCGACUCUAUCGGCAAAUUCUUAUUCGAGUUUGGGACUUAUGGCAGUGGCGACGGGGACUUCGAUUGCUUGGCGGGAGUGUGCGUGAACCGGAUCGGCCAAUUCAUCGUCUCGGAUCGCUACAACUACCGCGUCCAGCUAUUCGAUCCGACGGGCCGCUUUCUACGGGCCUUCGGAUGCGAAGGGCGGACAGAUGGUCGCUUCAACUACCCGUGGGGCAUAGCUAUCGACAGCUUGGGAUUCAUCUAUGUCUGUGAUAAAGAAAAUCACCGAAUACAGGUGUUUCAAUCGGACGGUACUUUUGUUGGCAAAUUUGGUGCACUGGGUAGCCGUCCCGGUCAACUCGAACACCCGCACUACGUAGCAGUGACGCACACGAACCGCGUCGUGGUCAGCGACACCCAUAACCACCGAGUGCAGAUCUUCGACGUGAACGGACGGAGUCUCACCACCUUCGGCAGCGAGGGCAGUGGCCCUGGUCAGUUCAAGUUCCCUAGAGGCGUGGCCGUAGACGACCAGGGCUACAUCAUCGUGGGCGAUGGAGGCAACAAUCGGAUUCAAAUCUUCCAGCCCGACGGUACUUUCCUGAAGGCAUUUGGCACCUGGGGCAGCGGCGAUGGGGAGUUCAAAGGGCUGGAGGGGCUGGCCGUCACCAGCAGUGGUUCCAUCAUCGCAUGCGAUAGAGAAAAUCACAGAGUGCAAGUCUUCUGAGAUUACCACUACUUGUCUUCCUUUUAUGUACCACAGGGGAUCCGAAGGCUGAGAUCUUCAUUGUUCCACGUCGAACUUCAAUGUUCUUGCCUUUUCCGCUCAGUGUAUGCUUCAGUCUACCACGUACAACGCAAGACGUACUCUUCUGCUGUUUGUUGCUCAACCAGCACUGUGAUGACGUCAUGAGACAUUGCAAGCGAGCGUCAUGGACACGACAUUAUUGAACUGAAUGGACUCGAGUUGACCAGGACGGCAAAUUUUAGCUCAUGGACAUGUUGUUCAUGUAAAGAUUGUUUCAUCCCCCUGACCCCGAAAGAAUUCCAUUUUAUAUUUACCACUUAUGGUGUACUUAAAUAUUCUAGAGCAUUUGAUACAUAAGUCAUUAUCAAGUAGGGCAUCGGUUAACUUUACUGUAUACUUACUUAUACAGAUCUAUGUUUAACUACCUACAGGUGAAAAUGACUCAUUAUGCUUUCCACACCUUAGCUUUUUCUUUAGGAGCGAUUAGCUGAUUUAGCGUUUAUGGAGGAUACUAAAAGUUUUGUAUCAGUUCGUUUGUUUUGUAUCAGCGAUUGAUAGUUAUUUUGAACUUAUUUUUUGUAUUUUUGAGUUUUAGAAAAUAAAAUAUGGUAAUUGUUGAAACUUUUAAAUUUUUACCAUUUUUUAUUGUUGACACUUUUUUUAAAAAAGAAGGAAAGAAUUAAAUUUAAGUAGAUAAACUGAAUAAAAUAUUACUCCAUGUCUUUGAAUUAUAUUGAUAUAGAAAACAUGACGCUGGAUUAUUUCUAGUAAGAACUGGAAUCUAUGAACAAAUAAAGAAAAUAAAAGUUUACAAAAAGUAAGCUAAUAAUAGAAUUAAUUAAUUAUUAAUAUCGUUUAAAAAUUAACACUAGUGCUUUCAAUAUUUUAUGUUGCUCUUAUAUGGAUUAAAAUACAAGAGACUUGAAUUGUGAUCAAGAUUUUCUUAACCUCUAAAUACUAGCUAUUUUUUCUUUACAAAUAAAUCUUAGUAUCGGAAAUAGUUAUGCUGAGAGGGCAUUCGUAUUUUGAAUUGAAAAUAAUAUAAAAAUUGUUUUUGUUUCCACUAAAUUUUAUCAUUAUGAAACUAAUUCUUUAUUGUGUCACUAAUCUUAUGUGGUGAUAUUUUCAAAGAUGUCAGAUUCAAACUAGAAGAUUUUUUUAAAAAAUCAUUUUCAAAACUAGAGCUAAAUGUAUUUGUACUAGGGUAGAUUUUUUUCUCAAGUACAUAAGCCGAUUUUAGGUAAUCGGGAUUUACUGAAUUGUAAUUGAGUUAUUAUUUCGUGUGAUUAAUUUCUUUGUUGCAUUUUAUUUUCAAAUAAAGACUCAAAAUUUGUAAUUUAAAAAAUCAUUCGACAAUGCUAAUGACGUCAUUCGUGCUCUCUUAAGAUCACUCUUGUUUGAUUUUCAUACAAAUCUCUAACUAGAAGUAUAAAUAUAUUCAUAUUCAAAGAGUUUGAGAUUAUAAAUAAAAAUGUACUUAACUCGGUAUUUGGUUUUAUUGUUAAAAUACAGACGGCGAUUUAUUGUCAUUGAACAAAUAAAUUAUUAGACCAUUUCACAAAAAAAGCUGCAUUUUGUAAUGCACGUGAUAAGAAAUAUAUUUUAUUAAAAAGUAGCAAUUUUUAAAUGUUAUGAAGAAAUUUUUUUGCUUAGGAAAUCAAGCAUAUGUUUGUGAUUUCUUAACCAACAAAUUUUUGUUUAUUACCUUCUGAAAUUAUUAGUUUUAAUAAAGCUGUAACAUGCGGAAUAAAAUGACCUUUUUCCGGUGAAUAGUCGUAUUUCGUUGCUGUGAGUUGUUUUUUCGAAAAUCAGCACGAGAGACAAAACGACUUCAUAUCUUAAAGUAUUCAUAUAUAUUGUUUAAAAAAUUUUAAACUAUGGUUGAAUUACCUUUUGAUAUAAGUUUUAAAUUUUCUUGCUACCAUGCUCUGCCUAAACUAAACUCUUACAGUAAAAAAAUCUUUCUUGUCCAAGGGUACUACAUAAAUCAAUGAAUUUGGAAUGUCAACAGUGGCAUAUUGAAGCUUCUGCUUCCCUUUUGCUGUCAACAAACUCAAUGUAAUGUACUGAUGGUGGUAUUUUAUGUAAAUAUUUCACGUCGUCUGGUACGAGUGAAUUAUUGUACUUCGUAUGUUUUUUAGAAGUGGCUGCUUAAAUAAAAGAA